GUAUAGAAGACUCAAUUUUUUUUCGGAUUGCCUCGAACGAUGUUCUCUGAUUGGAUGGUAAACACCCGAAAACAAAGUCCUUAGCAAAUCUGUAAACAAUAAUGGAUUCCGUAUUUUCAUAAAUGAAAGAGGAAUCUAACAACUAAAUGACCAUGCCAGGGGAAAGAUUAUUAUAUGGAGCUGCGGGUGAGCCCCAGAACACCACAGUACUGAUGGAGACCAUUUACAAGCUGAAACAGGAAAUCCAGAAAAGCAAUGCAGAGAAACAGGCCUUGGCAGAGCAACUAAACUGUCUCAUUCUCUUAGUGAAAAGAUCUUGGGAUGGAGAUCACAAUGCUUCACUUCACUUAAGUAAUAUUGUAGGUGUUCCACCACCCAAUUUCCAUCACCCAAAUAGCCCCGAGGGUAUGACCACAAACACACCUGUACCAGAGAAUGAAAGGACAAAGGCUGUCCAGUUAUGGGAGCGUUUAGCUAUCAAACUUCUGGAGCAAGACAACAUGAAGAUCCAACAGGAGAUUCAUCAUCGUCAGCAGCUGUAUAUGGAGCGACGACAGAUGUACAUGGAUGAACUCCUGGAAUCCCAUAAAAAGGAAAUGUCUCAGCUUCCUGCCUCUCGUAGCAAGAAAAGUUUGGAGGAAGUAGACAAAAAGUUCAUGAAAGUUUACAAUAAGGGUUCUAAUAUCAACAGACCCUCUAGUGGAACAAGCACAACACAAGCUCGAGCAAAGAGUGCAGUCACCAGAACUAGAAAAGACAGUUCAAAUGGAAUUGAGUUAACCAUAAACGACAUACUCCAUCCAGAGCAUGCUCAUCUAAGACAAGAGACUAACACUGCCUUCUCAGGACUAUACAAGUUGGACAAGGAGAAUACCAGGCACCAGUCCCACAGUCGACUGGACUAUGACGACCCAGACAGAUACAAACCCGCUGGUAAUCUCUUUGACCUGGAUUCGGUGUUUGGACCAGAUGACCAAGUACCAGCUUCCAAGCGACCAAUCAGUGCAUUCCUUCCAAAUAGCUUGGAGAGACAGAAACAGAGGCCAAAGAGUGCAGGAGUAUUCCUCACUCAGAAGCACGAGAGACAGUUAAAGUAUGAUACAACAAGACCUGUGUCAGGAAAACCCUCAGAGAAAAAGAACAACCAGAGAAGGAAGUCUGCAGGUCCUAAACUAGCAGGGGGCCUGCUACAGAGAGAACAGGAGUAUCUGAUCCAAGGUCCUGUAGAUGCAGCAGACAGCAAAGAGGAAGGGUCUCCUAGCAACACUCCUACUCAGCAAUAUGAGGAGGAGGAGUCAGAUGAGGACCAGCAGCCAAUCAGAAUCAAGAUGAAAGCACACCCAAAACGCCCACAGCAUGUGGACAAAUUUUGUAAUGAUCUGCAGGAAAUGGAGGAGAUGGAAAAUGAAUUCAAGAAAAACACGAUAGCUCUGCAAAAGAAACUGGGCAUUGGUGAUACGGGGAUGGUUUUUUAGUUUCAAGACUGACAAUAACCUAGUAGUCCUUUAAAUGUACUGCCAUUAAUAACUAAACUGCUGAAAUGUUGUAAAUAACCUUUUUAUUUGUGUAAUUGUUGUUUUGUGAUAGAUUGUUCAGUAUGAUUUUUCCAUUCCCAAUGCAGGACAGCUGCAAUAACAGUUUUGUAUGGUGAAAUGAAACUUUUCAUAUGGCUUUAAAAUGUGUAAAUUAUAGUAUUAUAGUUGACUAAUAAUAGCAUUGUUAAAUAUUGACCGGCUUUGUUAUGUGGGUUGUUUUAAAAUUGUGUACAUACAUGUAAGAGUCCAAUGUGUAACAUAAUAGUUGAUUGAAUAUUUCUUCCAUUCCAUUUCUGGUACAUGUAUAUUAAAUUCUUCUUGUUUAAAUUGAUUUUAUUGUGUUACCUGUGAUGUGACUUUUACAAGAUACAACAAACUAAUUGUUGAACUGAGUGUUAUAUUCUAAUCUUAGAAAUAAAAAACAAAAACUUGA
Magallana angulata is the source of this 1968-nucleotide messenger RNA. RefSeq lists its product as uncharacterized. NCBI's taxonomy places the organism in Eukaryota, Metazoa, Mollusca, Bivalvia, Ostreida, Ostreidae. Bases 147 to 1475 code for a protein of 442 amino acids. The transcript is spliced from 10 exons. The record is from RefSeq and is a predicted model, not a curated record.